Molecule: messenger RNA, 1238 nt
Organism: Frankliniella occidentalis (western flower thrips)
Lineage: Eukaryota; Metazoa; Arthropoda; Insecta; Thysanoptera; Thripidae
Exons: 7
Coding region: 124-1050 (308 amino acids)
Source: RefSeq, a predicted model, not a curated record
GUUGCCCCCGCGGGCGCCGCCGGGGCGCUGGCCGCUAUCGCCGGGCCGCCCGUCCAGUUUAUAGCGCGUGUCGUACUGGGGCGGGGGCGCGCCGCGUUCCGUCCAGGCUGUGCGCGGCGCGACAUGAGUCGGCUGCACUGCUUCCUCCUCGCUCUGGCAGGGGCGGCGCUGGGCGAGGUGUUUGACGAGCCCUGCUAUGAGCUGGGGAAGCAGUGGGUCUACGAGGCCAAGGACACGCUGCUGUGCGACCGCAGCGGGCGCCGCAUCAACAUCAACAAGUUCUGCAAGGCGCACCUCUCCUCGGCCAGCGGGCGCCUCAUCAUAGACAGCAGCAAGGAGGACGGUCCCACGGACGCGAAGAAACAGGCAGGGCACUUCCCCGAGCUGUGCCUGCCGGGGCAGCGGACGUACGCUGUGCAGGCGCCCUGGCUGUGCACCUGCGUCAUGCACAAGGGCCGGCAUCGGUGGGAGUGCGUGGUCCCGGAGGGCAGGACGGCGGGCGGGCUCGACGGCAACGUGAGCCCCGGCAGGGCGAAGCGGUCGGCCGAGCACGAACACAGCUCUGCCGCGCCCGCCGCGCCCGCCGCGCUGGCCGAGGCAGAGCCCUUCAACACCAGCUUCGUGUUGCCCUCCACGGUGGGGCUGGGAGGCCGAAUAGGAGCCUCCAGGAUGGCGCUGGCGGCGGGCGCGGCCACCCUGGCGUCCACCCCGGCGUCCACUCCGGCGUCCGCGUCCGCGGAGGCGCACGAGGAGCACAGCGGGCACAACGGGACGGUGCUGGGCCGCCAGGCCUCUCCACCCUACAAGCCAAACAUCAUUAUUGACUUCUGCGACGAGUUUGGCUACGUGCACUCCAUCACGUCCACCAUGAGGGAGUGCGCCUGUGACAAGGAUGUGAUCGCCAACAGGCUGUUCAGCUUUAAAGACAACGACCCAUACCAUAGCAGCGGGCUGUUCGCGGCGUACGAGUGCCUGCCCGGGACGUACUCUGUGCGCUGCGAGAUCUGCUACCCGAGCACGCAGACGUGUCAGCCUGCCCCGUGUCCGUAGCGGCUGGCGGCGCGUCCACCAGGGCGACGGGGGCGCGGCCACCACGGCGACCACGGCGCGGCCACCAGGGCCAGCAGGGCCACCAGGGCCACCAGGCCGUGGCCGCACAGAGACUCUGACUCCUUACAUUACGCUGCUGUUUCUUUUUCAUCUGUUCUUCUGUGGAUCACGAGUGUCUGUUUUUGUUA